AUGAUUGAAAUUGAUGUUUAUAUGAUGCUUGCAAGAAUACAGACUACAGACUACAAUUUGUUCAAUCAGCUAACAAUUUACUUUAAAAGGCUAGUUAAUUAUACAUUGCAGGAAGACUGUGUCAAUUAUUUUCAUCAAAUUGGAGAAACUCUUGGAUACUAUUUGCAUGGCUUUACCAAGUAUCCUCUGUUAGUGGCAUUUCAACUCCCAUACCUUAACAGGCUAGUUGCAAACACAAUCAAAAUUUGUAACAAAUAUCCAGUUAUAUUACAAUUUUGGUUAUUGCCCGAGUGUAAUUCUAGUUUUGGAAAUUUAUUCCAAUCAUUGCCCAACAACAGUAGAUUGCCAUUGUAUCAGAUAAUAAAAAAUUUUCUAAUUGUUGACUCCCCUCUAGACCAAACAGAGAAUGUCAUUGAAUUAAUCUCCUUAACAAAAAUGUCCCCUUGUCUAGACGAAUGGUUUUCACAAAAUAAAGAUUUGGCGUAUUUACUAAGUAAUAAAUGCUCCACUAUUAUUGUUCAAAUGGAGAAUUUAGAUCCCAGGUUUCAUAAUGUUACUGAAUUUGCAAAGUAUUUCAAAAUGUUUUGUCUAAUUGUUGAAAACUGUACACCUACUAUUGCACAUCUGUAUUACAAAAUUUUUGAAACACAAAUUUUGAAUGUUGUUCUACUGAAUAAGACAGGUCAUAAUCAGUUUGUUUUUUCAGUUUUACAAACUAUUGCUGACAUAACUACCACCAACAAAACUAUCCUAAGAGUUUUCGAUAAUGAAUAUUUCACAAACUGGAUUAGAUUUAUAUUUGAAGAGAGGGAAAAUUUACGAAAUUUGUUUAUUUUACUAAAUGCUUUAUUCAGUAAACAUGAAGAUAUAUUGGUGAAAUUAGUCACUACAAAAAGUAAACCCGAGGAUGAAGCCUAUUCAAUUGAAGAGCUUCGUUUAAAGGCAAUGAAAAUCUGCAAAGGUGGUACAACAGCAAUAAGUUCUUUUAUGGUCACCACACUAAAGUAUCAAUUCAAAGACAUGGAAAUGUAUUCAAUCAACACCAGUGCACCUAUCAUAAAAGGCUAUUUACAGGUGUUACCGGAGUAUUUCCAAAACACUCCUGCUAUGAAUGAAGCAUUGAACACGAUAUCCUCCAUUUUGAUGCUUAAGCUUAAUUUUCUUGAUAGUAAAUAUACCCAAAUUGUGAUUGAAUUUCUAUUUGAAUCAUACUUUAAUUUGAGACUUUUAUUAGAAGACUACAUGCUAUAUCGGUUUGAUUCUAUUGAAUUAAAAAACCACCAAAUCUAUCAAGAUUGUUUCAAACAGUACCACAAAAGUUCAGAGCCGCAAUUGAAUGAUGACAAUACCAUCAACAACACUUUGAAAGAUAUCAACUACUUGAUGUUGGAACAAAACUUGCAAUUAUUUGAGACAUUUACAAUCCAAUUGUAUGUAUAUUGCAAACUUAAACAUAUUGCACACAACUGGGCAAUGGAAAUUCCUGACUAUUCAGUUCUUCUUCUAAGGUAG
Messenger RNA from Candida dubliniensis CD36, 1512 nucleotides. RefSeq lists its product as uncharacterized. Lineage: Eukaryota; Fungi; Ascomycota; Pichiomycetes; Serinales; Debaryomycetaceae. The record is from RefSeq and is a predicted model, not a curated record. The coding region runs from base 1 to 1512 and encodes 503 amino acids. The transcript has a single exon.